GUUGAACUUUGUAUGUACUGAACACCGGGCCGCUGGUCCGGCGCAGUGGCACCGGGAGCGCCCGCGCAUACCACCGUGACAUCCGGCCGUAGGCCUUGGCAGCUGCCACUGUAUCACGCCAGGAUAAAAUCUCACACAACACUGCCCACAUAACCCGAGUACAGAGAUGACCGGGCAUAUCGCCUCGUAUCGAGCGCCCGCGCGGUCCCGCGCUGAGGAAACUAAUCUGCAGCGGGGUUGAUAGGCCGACGGCUGACGGUUUCCGACCUCGUGCGAUAGUCAGAACCGCAACGCAGCUGUGUCGUUCAUAGAUCGUCUUCCCUGAACGACGGCAUUCGUGGAACUCACAUGACGGAGGAAGCUUACACGGUGUCCGGCAACUUGACGCCAACCCAGAUUGCUGCAAUCAAGCAGGCAACCUGGGACUUGUUGUCCAAGUGCCGGGAGUUUCUCGCGUCGUUGAUUCAGAUUGACACGACGAAUCCGCCAGGAAGGAAUUAUCCAGAAUGUGCACAGCUCAUUGGCAACACUCUCCAUGAACUCGGAUACGCCGUGGAGUAUGUAGAGGUGCCGCCAGACCAACUACCGGCCCUUGCGCCUGUGGGUCAGGGCCUUCAGCGUGUGAACGUGAUAGGCAGACUUUCCGGUACUCAAGGUAGAUCUGGGAAGACGCUGCACGCCAAUGGUCACUUCGACGUGGUACCGAUAGGAAUGCCCGAGAACUGGAAGUACCCGCCAUUCGGAGGCGAAGUGCAUAAUGGCCGAAUGUACGGACGCGGCACUGCGGACAUGAAGGGCGGUAUUGCUGCUCAGGUCUUCGCUGUAGAGGCUAUCCGCAAAGCGGGGCUGAAGCUGAAAGGGAACAUCGAACAAUCAGGGGUCGUCGACGAGGAGACGACAGGCGUCCACAACGCUGGAAUGGGCUAUCUCGUCGAUAACGGUUAUAUCCGAGCCGACAAGAUUGACGCCAUCGUCAUAACGGAACCUCUGAACACGACCAAUGUGUGCUGCGGACACCGCGGUACAAUAUGGGGCACAAUCACGUUCCGGGGCCGACUGUCUCAUGGCUCCAUGCCUGGGCUUGGUGUCAAUGCGCUGCAUCACGCAUGCUCGUUCGUGCAUCUCGCAACCACUACGAUCUCGCCUCAGCUAGCACCGCUCAGCGAUCCAAAUGUCAUCCCGCCGGCCGCGCGCGUCCCUUCUCUAGCGUUCACGAUACUGCAAGCCGGAGAGAACAUCAACUCCGUGCCCGACGUCGCCGCUGUGUCGUUUGACCGCCGUCUCGUCCCGGGGGAGACACUUGCGGGUGCGCGGCAGCAAAUAUUUGACGUGUUACAGUCUAUGAAGAAGACGCCGGGCUUCGAAGAGCUCGAGUACGAGUACAAGGAGGACUACCGCACCGAGGCUACCUGGAUCGACCCGAACCUCCCCAUCUCGCUCGUCUUCCGAGAUGCCAUCAAGGUAGUCACCGGUCAAGAAGCUGGGAUCGUCGUCUCGCCCGGCAGCGACGAUCAGCGAUUCCCCGUGCAUAGCCUCACGCCACCGAUAGAGUCCACCAUUGUGUAUGGUCCGGGAUACAUAUCCGAAGCCCAUAUCGCCGACGAAAGCAUAGACAUAGAGAACGAGCUCCGCGUUGGAAUGGAGGUCAUGGCUCUUGCCUUCGCGAGCUUCCUGGGGGCGGAGUAGAUAAAGAAUGUGUCAGACAGGCAGACCUCAGGCUACAACAGACGUUUGUAAUCUUAAUCAGCUCGCAUGUUUCGGCCUUG
Molecule: messenger RNA, 1766 nt
Organism: Rhodofomes roseus
Lineage: Eukaryota; Fungi; Basidiomycota; Agaricomycetes; Polyporales; Fomitopsidaceae
Product: acetylornithine deacetylase
Exons: 5
Coding region: 349-1686 (445 amino acids)
Molecular function (GO): hydrolase activity
Source: RefSeq, a predicted model, not a curated record